Messenger RNA from Capronia epimyces CBS 606.96, 1530 nucleotides. RefSeq lists its product as uncharacterized. The coding region runs from base 1 to 1530 and encodes 509 amino acids. NCBI's taxonomy places the organism in Eukaryota, Fungi, Ascomycota, Eurotiomycetes, Chaetothyriales, Herpotrichiellaceae. Gene Ontology annotation, molecular function: oxidoreductase activity, acting on paired donors, with incorporation or reduction of molecular oxygen; monooxygenase activity; heme binding. The transcript is spliced from 5 exons. The record is from RefSeq and is a predicted model, not a curated record.
AUGUUCACCACCAACACAACCGUGCUGGGAGCGGCUGUGGCUGCCGUGGUGCUCUUCUACCUCAGCACUAUUCUCACCAAGACAAGGAGCCCCAAGUACAAACUGCCGCCUCAGGUACCUGGAAUCCCCAUCUUCGGCAACUCGUUCCAGGUGCCGGCAACACAGCAAGGGCCAUGGGCGAAAGAACUGGCGGGAAAGUACGGCGAGAUGUUUACCGUCAAGUUCGGCGGCAGCACCUGGGUCUUUCUCAACUCGUCCCGGGUGGUGAAUGACCUGAUGGAGAAACGGGCGGCCAUCUACUCCUCGCGUCCGCCAUUCCCCAUGACCCAAGACAUCAUGUCCGGCGGCGGCCGGCUGGUGUUGAUGCCGUACGGCGAUCGAUGGAGGAAGACGCGGAAAGUGAUGCAUCAGAUCCUGAGCACGCGCCAGAAAGACACGUUCCGCAAGUUCCAGGACGUCGAAUCCAAACAUCUGCUGUACGACUACCUCCACCACGCCGAUCGAUGGUUUUCCGCCAACGGACGCUACUCGAACUCGGUCAUCAUGAGUGUCGUGUUUGGCAUCCGCUCGAAGCUGGACGACCCGCAAGUGGCCAAGCUGUUUGAGACAGCCGAGCUGUUCCUGGAGCAGCAGCAGCCGGGGACCAACCUGGUGGAUGGCUUCCCUGUGCUUGCUGGCCUGCCCACGUGGUUACAGUGGUGGAGGCCGCGAGGGGAGCGGUUGUUUGAAUACACCAAGAAAGUCUACAAGACACAACUUGACGGAGUCAAGGCACGGCUCGAGAAAGGGCAGCAGCGCGACUGCUUUGCGGUGGACUUUCUCAACUCGAAUAAAGACGGCUACUUCGACGAGACCCAGCAGCUGUUCACGCUAGGGACCCUGAUGGAGGCAGGCAGCGACACCACCCGCGUGUCUCUAGGCCAGAUGAUCGCCGGCGCCGCCACAUAUCCCGACUGGGUGCAGCGCGCCAGAGCCCAGCUCGACCGGGUGUGCGGGGCCAAUGCAGAGCGGUUGCCAGAAUGGACGGAUCGAGAUGAGCUGCCGUACAUCACGGCGACGGUGAAGGAGAUCUUCCGCUGGCGGCCCAACAUUGCCGAGAUCGGGGCGCCCACCUCGCUCACACAGGACGACGAGUACGAGGGAUACCGGUUCCCCAAGGGCACCGUGUUUGUGUGGAAUGCCUGGGCCAUUGCCCUGAACCCGGAAGAAUACCCGGAGCCAGAGCGCUUCUACCCGGACCGCUUCUUGAAUCAAGACCUGAACAAUGGAUUAAAGGGCCAUUGGGCCUUUGGACCAGGGCGACGGGUCUGCGUGGGGUGGAAUGUUGGGGAAGGCAAUGUCUGGAUUGCGGCGGCAAGGCUGCUCUACUGCUUUGAUUUCGUCCAAGACGAGGCUCAUCCCAUCGACACCAUGCGCAUUCCGCAAUUGACCAAGAACAAAGCCCCCUUCCCAGUGCGGAUCCAAGUUCGGAGCCAGGCUCAUGCCGAUCUGAUUGAGCGGACAUGUCGUGAGGCCGUGACGGCCGAAUAA